Cyclocybe aegerita is the source of this 723-nucleotide messenger RNA. NCBI's taxonomy places the organism in Eukaryota, Fungi, Basidiomycota, Agaricomycetes, Agaricales, Hemipholiotaceae. The record is from the annotation of a GenBank genome assembly.
AUGGCCCCAAUCAAAAUCGGAUUCGUCGGCCUCUCCAACUCCGGACGGGUCCGGUCAUUGGGCGGGCGCUUAGCCGAAGCGCUCAGUGUGACGUACGAUGACAUCGUCGCCGUGUCCAAUUCCUCUGACGCCUCUGCCCCCAAUUCCGCGGACAAGUAUGGCAAGAUCCUUGGACACACCGUCGCCACGUACUCUGGCGGCACGACGAAGAUCGCCUCCGAUUGUUCGAUCUCUGGUCGGGCUGCAAGGACACUAAUCAAGGACAUCAUCGCCAGUGGGAAGAUUGGGGCCGUGCUCUCUGCGAGUGUGGUAUGCUUGGAGGUUUUAGUUGAAGGAAAGAUGGGGACUGUUCCUCGAGAGGUCGGGGCAUGGGGCCCUGUUAUUUCCGAAAGCAGCAGCUACAAUGCAGAUGGGAAGAACGGCGCCAACCAUGCUCAGCAUCAUCAUCGGACACUUCCUCGACAUGGUGACCCAGGCUCUGGGCGAUUUCACAGCUUGAACUUGACAGUGGCUGCCAUCGAGCCCGACCAUAUCUCCAUCUCCGGCGUCCUCGCGUCCAAGGCCUUCUUCAAUGCCGUCUGGCGCCCGGGGGAGGAGGGCACCAUCCGCGUACGCGUCGAAUCCGGCCAUUUGAUGGGGGCGGCGAUGCACGUCGUUGACGCGGAGCUCUAUGUAAACAGAGAGAAGGUCGAGUAUCGCGAGCCUGAGCCAGGGGCCCUUUGA